GUUGUAGCAACAGCAUAACGCACCUGCCCUUCCACGCCACAAGUCCUAACUUGCCUCCAGCAAUCAACCAUGUGUGACGACGAGGAAACUACCGCUUUGGUCUGUGACAACGGUUCUGGCCUGGUGAAGGCUGGGUUUGCAGGUGAUGAUGCUCCCAGAGCUGUGUUCCCCUCCAUCGUGGGCCGUCCACGCCAUCAGGGUGUCAUGGUUGGUAUGGGACAGAAGGAUUCAUACGUAGGAGAUGAAGCCCAGAGCAAGAGAGGUAUCCUUACCCUCAAGUAUCCAAUUGAGCAUGGCAUCAUCACCAACUGGGACGACAUGGAGAAGAUUUGGCACCACACCUUCUACAAUGAGCUGCGUGUUGCCCCUGAAGAGCACCCCACCCUGCUCACAGAAGCUCCACUAAACCCAAAAGCCAACAGGGAGAAGAUGACACAGAUCAUGUUUGAAACCUUUAAUGUCCCUGCAAUGUACGUUGCCAUCCAGGCUGUGCUCUCUCUCUAUGCCUCAGGCCGUACAACUGGUAUCGUACUUGAUUCAGGAGAUGGUGUCACUCACAAUGUCCCAAUUUAUGAAGGUUAUGCUUUGCCCCAUGCCAUCAUGCGUCUCGACCUGGCAGGCAGAGACCUGACUGACUACCUCAUGAAGAUCCUGACAGAGCGUGGCUACUCCUUUGUCACAACAGCUGAGAGAGAAAUUGUGCGUGAUAUUAAGGAAAAGUUGUGCUACGUUGCCCUGGACUUUGAGAAUGAAAUGGCCACAGCUGCUUCUUCCUCCUCCCUGGAAAAGAGCUACGAGCUGCCCGACGGCCAAGUCAUCACCAUCGGUAACGAACGUUUCCGCUGCCCUGAGACCCUGUUCCAACCAUCCUUCAUUGGCAUGGAGUCUGCUGGCAUUCAUGAGACCACCUAUAACAGCAUCAUGAAGUGCGACAUUGACAUCCGCAAAGACCUCUACGCCAACAACGUUCUCUCUGGCGGUACCACCAUGUACCCAGGUAUUGCUGACCGUAUGCAGAAGGAAAUCACAGCCCUGGCACCUAGCACCAUGAAAAUCAAGAUCAUCGCCCCACCUGAGCGCAAGUACUCAGUCUGGAUCGGCGGCUCCAUCCUGGCUUCUCUCUCUACCUUCCAGCAGAUGUGGAUCAGCAAGCAAGAAUACGACGAGGCUGGACCUUCAAUUGUCCACCGCAAAUGCUUCUAAACAUCAGAUUACCUUUUGCAGGUUCCUGUGUGUGUCUUUACGCACAGAGAAAUUAUGCAUAAAAAGAACUGGCUUAUAACAUCAUGGUAUAAACAACAGACCUCUUUAAAAUCACGAUGACAAGAUCACUGGUGAGGACUUUUUUUUUUCUUUUUUCUCACUCCUCCGUUUUCAGUCUCUCACUCAGGAGGGGUACAGACGGAAAGGGAUCACAACAAAUGUAAAAGGUUUGAAAUAUCUUUAUAUGCUAAAUAUAUUUGAAGCAUCUGCUAUGUUCAGACAGGGCUAUAAGGACACUAAAUUAUCCUUGGGGCUAGAGGGGCGUGCAACUUGCAACAGUCCCCUUAUGUACUAAAUGGGGUUAAGCUGUUACACUGAACAUGUAAAACCGGGGCGUAAAACUAAAAAUACAGGGGCUGGAUGGGAAUUGUAGUUUUGGCAAUGGCUGGAAAACCAGUUUGCCAAGCCCACAUUUUAUUGUAUACAUUAAGAGUAAAUUAAGGGAAACAAAAUAUGGUUGGCAUCAACAACAUCUCAAACAAACACCAGACCGUAUUGUAAUGGUUAUUCACUAACAUUUAGACACACUAACAUAUUAUGCAGUGUCUGUGUAUAUUGUAAUCCUCUUCAUGUGUAGUAAUAACGUAGUAUAUAAUAAUGUAGUAAUGGUUUACCCUAAAACAUGCUCAAAUAUAUGAUGCCAACCACAAAAAACUUGCUGCUAUGUUAAACCUUAUAAAGAACUCUAUUGUAAAGUGCUAAUGAGUAAGAUCACAUAAUGUGAAAUGUACAUUUAAGAUAUUGUGCUGUGGGUAUUGAUGCAUUUCUGCUCAAUUAAAAAAAAAAAAAAAAAAGAUUAAUCACAAUAAAAUAUUUUGCAAUCAUC
Spea bombifrons (plains spadefoot toad) is the source of this 2089-nucleotide messenger RNA. RefSeq names its product actin, alpha cardiac muscle 1. The coding region runs from base 70 to 1203 and encodes 377 amino acids. The record is from RefSeq and is a predicted model, not a curated record. Gene Ontology annotation, molecular function: myosin binding. The transcript has a single exon. Gene Ontology annotation, cellular component: sarcomere; actin filament. Gene Ontology annotation, biological process: actin filament organization; actin-myosin filament sliding; heart contraction. Lineage: Eukaryota; Metazoa; Chordata; Amphibia; Anura; Pelobatidae.